This is a messenger RNA of Vanessa atalanta (red admiral), 1404 nucleotides long. Its product is annotated as serine/threonine-protein phosphatase 2A activator-like. Gene Ontology annotation, molecular function: peptidyl-prolyl cis-trans isomerase activity; protein tyrosine phosphatase activator activity. Gene Ontology annotation, biological process: mitotic spindle organization. Gene Ontology annotation, cellular component: cytoplasm; protein phosphatase type 2A complex; nucleus. The transcript has 2 exons. The record is from RefSeq and is a predicted model, not a curated record. Bases 171 to 1154 code for a protein of 327 amino acids. Lineage: Eukaryota; Metazoa; Arthropoda; Insecta; Lepidoptera; Nymphalidae.
ACUUACUUGUCAAGUUUAUGUCACAGUGAAUGAUUUCACAAUUGUAUUUUUAGGUACCUAUGUACUUUUAAAUUAAUACAUUCUCAAAUUAUAGAAGGCUCACGCUUUCCAAAUUGAUUCUGACCGAUUUCUAUAUGAUAUAUCUACAAGUUUAAUAUAAAAUAAUAAAGAUGAAUACAGAGAGUGUGAUUGGUGAUGGUAAAAUGGAGAAACUAGGUCCCACACUUCCUAUUAAUCACCGCUUUUUAGAACCAGAGAAGGCAGUCAAAACAAUAACAGAUAUGGCUAUUUGGGAAAAGUCCGAAGCUUAUAUGGAAUACACAGGUUUUAUUGCCACUCUGAAUGAAGCAAUCAAAGGAAAACCAUUGUCAGUUGACUGUAAAAUUUCAAAUAAUGUCUCAAAAUUUAUUAAUUUAUUAGAUAAAAUUGAUGAACUCAUAGAUGAGUUUCCACCAGUUGAACAGCCACAACGAUUUGGUAACACUGCAUUCAGAGAUUGGCUGGCUAAGGUGAAAAUAAGUUCUACUCAAUUACUCCAGGAGGUUCUGGAACCUCAACUGCAUUUAGCCAUACCAGAGAUAAAAGUGUAUUUAGAAGAAAGCUUUGGUAAUGCAACCAGAAUUGACUAUGGAACGGGACAUGAAAUGUCCUUUGUAAUGUUCCUCUGUUGCUUAUACAAAAUUGGGUUCUUUGAUUCUGAAGAUAAAGUGGCUACUGUAUUUUUUAUAUUUAAUAAAUACCUGCAGAUUGCAAGAAGGUUACAACAGACAUAUAGGAUGGAGCCAGCUGGCAGUCAUGGUGUGUGGAGCUUGGAUGAUUAUCAAUUUGUUCCUUUUAUAUGGGGAAGCUCACAAUUAAUAAACCAGCCGAGAAUUUAUCCGCCUGUGAAGUUUCUGGAAGAUGAUAUUAUUGACAAAUAUGCAGAUGAAUACAUGUUUCUCUCUUGUAUUAAAUAUAUAAAAGAGGUUAAAAAAGGACCUUUUGCAGAGCACUCUAACCAGCUAUGGAGUAUAAGUGCAGUUGGAUCCUGGACUAAAAUCAAUCAGGGUUUGAUCAAAAUGUACAAAAAAGAAAUUCUCGCCAAGUUCCCAGUUAUACAGCAUGUUAUGUUUGGUUCACUUCUUCCAAUACGUAGAUUUCCAAUCCAGCAAUAAAAAAAUAUGCCUCUUACUUUAUUUGUAGUCUAGAUUCAAUAUUUAAGACUUAAUUAUAUAUUUCUCAUCUCUUUGUCAUAAAGAAGCCAGUAAUGGAGUAUUAAGUAUUAAUAUUAUUUAUUUCCAAUAUGAGUAUCUUAAUACAUGAAGUAUUGGUUUUAUUGAAUUAAAAAAUGUGAUAUUAAAUUAUAAAUAUUCAAACAUAAAUUUAUUCCUUAGAUUAGUGAGCUGUGAUUGAUUCAUCAAAUAU